AUCAUCCUCCCGUGGUUGCAGCUAAGCGGUCCAUGCUUCUUCUGCGCAGCGCUGCAUCAGCCCUGCUGAGGACCAGCACUGAGCUCCCCCCGCUGUGUUUGCUGUCUACGGCGCGGUUCGUCCGGCUUUCACUCCACCACCUGCCCGGAAGGAGGCCGUUUUCAUCGUCGGUCUGCCUGUUUAAGAAGAAGCAGAGGAGCCCCUGGCUGCAGUUUACGGAAGGACAAACCAUGGGGGACGGAAACAUUGAAGAGAUUCUCGCCCCUUUGAGGCAGGCAGUUAAAGAGCAGGGGGAUCUAGUGCGCCAGAUGAAACAGGAAGGAGCUCCUGAGGUGGAUGUGACCAAAGCCGUGGCAGAACUUAAAGCAAGGAAGAAAGCUCUAGAGGCCAAGGAAUUGUCGCUGCAACCCAAAGAUGACAUUGUUGACAGAACCAAGAUGGAGGACACCCUGAAACGGCGAUUCUUUUAUGAUCAGGCCUUUGCCAUCUAUGGAGGUGUGAGCGGCCUGUAUGACUUCGGCCCAGUUGGCUGUGCCCUGAAGAACAACAUCCUGCAGGUGUGGAGGCAGCACUUCAUCCAGGAGGAACAGAUCCUGGAGAUCGACUGCACCAUGCUGACUCCUGAGCCUGUUCUCAAGACCUCUGGACAUGUGGAAAAGUUUGCAGACUACAUGGUGAAGGAUGUCAAAAAUGGGGAAUGCUUCAGAGCUGACCACCUUCUCAAGGCUCAUCUCCAGAAGCUCAUUUCUGAUAAGAAAUGUGCAGCUGAGAAAAAGGCUGAGAUGGAGAGCGUCAUCACCCAGUUGGAUAACUACUCGCAACAAGAGCUGACGGACCUCUUUGUGAAAUACAGCGUCAAGUCCCCGACCACAGGAAAUGAGCUCACAGCUCCCAUCUCGUUCAACCUGAUGUUCCAGACAUCCAUCGGACCGGGAGGCAACAUGCCAGGCUAUCUGAGGCCUGAAACUGCUCAGGGAAUCUUCCUUAACUUUAAGCGCCUCCUGGAGUUCAACCAAGGGAAACUUCCUUUUGCUGCUGCUCAGAUAGGAAACUCCUUCAGGAAUGAAAUCUCUCCUCGCUCCGGCCUUAUUAGGGUCAGAGAGUUCACCAUGGCUGAGAUCGAGCACUUUGUGGACCCGACCGAGAAGGUCCAUCCUAAAUUCUCCAGUGUGGCUGACCUGGACAUCAUAUUGUACUCAUCCAAAGCCCAGACCAGCGGCCAGUCGGCGCACAUCAUGAGGCUGGGAGAUGCCGUAGAACAGGGAGUGAUCAAUAACUCCGUCCUGGGUUAUUUCAUUGGGAGGAUCUACCUCUACCUUACAAAAGUUGGUGUUGCCAAAGACAAGCUGCGCUUCCGACAGCACAUGGACAACGAGAUGGCUCAUUACGCCUGUGACUGCUGGGACGCUGAAGCCAAGACCUCCUAUGGUUGGAUCGAGAUCGUUGGCUGUGCUGACAGGUCUUGUUAUGAUCUGAAAUGCCAUGCAAGAGCUACAAAGGUCCCUCUGGUUGCUGAGAAACCUCUGAAAGAACCUAAAACUGUAAAUGUUGUCCAGUUUGAGGCCAACAAAGGAGCCAUUGGGAAGGCUUAUAAGAAGGAUGCUAAGUUAGCCAUGGAGUAUCUGGCAGUGUGUGACGAAUGCUUCAUCACAGAGCAGGAACAGCUGCUGAAUGAUAACGGAGAGUUUACCAUCGAAACAGAAGGGAAGACGUUUAAGCUUACGAAGGACAUGGUUGGAGUGAAGAGGUUCCAGAAGACCUUGCAUGUGGAGGAAGUUGUUCCCAACGUGAUUGAGCCUUCCUUUGGCAUCGGUAGGAUCAUGUACACCAUCUUUGAACACACAUUCCACGUCAGAGAAGGCGACGAACAGAGAACGUACUUUAGCUUCCCUGCCACUGUAGCUCCAUACAAAUGUUCUGUCCUGCCUCUGAGCCAAAAUCAAGAGUUCGUGCCUUUUGUGAAGGAGCUAUCCGAGGCCAUGACCAGAAACGGCGUGUCACACAAGGUGGACGACUCCUCCGGGUCCAUUGGGAGGCGCUAUGCUAGGACGGACGAGAUAGGAGUGGCAUUCGGCAUCACAAUUGACUUUGACACAGUGAACAAGACGCCUCACACGGCUACGCUGAGGGACCGCGACUCAAUGAGGCAGAUCAGAGCCGAGGUCAGUGAGCUGCCUGUUAUUGUUCGAGAUCUGGCCAACGGCACGCUGACCUGGGCAGAAGUGGAGAGCAAGUAUCCCAUCUUUGAAGGACAGGAGACGAGUAAAAAGGACACAAUUGAGGAGUAGAGCUCAUGUUUCAUCUGCAGGCCGCACCACGAAAAUUUCAGCCUUGACGCAAACACAACAGGAACAAUCCUAAAGCCAUGUCCUGAUGAGCCACAGAGACGGACCGACUCACUUAAAUCACUAAUAUGUCAUGUUUAUGUAAGAGACGAGGCAACACCUGCACAGGAUGUCUUCGAUGAGCAACAUGGCUUCUAUGUUUUGCAGGUUUAAUGAUUUUAAAAAGGGAGAAAACAAAUGUAAUGUGGAAGGAGACUUUGGUGUCUUCAGCAGGAAUGGAUCCAGCUAUUUAACAGUUGAAUAAAAGCAGCCAGCACUUACUGGACAUCUGCAGUUC
Molecule: messenger RNA, 2622 nt
Organism: Cyprinodon variegatus (sheepshead minnow)
Lineage: Eukaryota; Metazoa; Chordata; Actinopteri; Cyprinodontiformes; Cyprinodontidae
Gene: gars1
Product: glycyl-tRNA synthetase
Exons: 17
Coding region: 33-2288 (751 amino acids)
Biological process (GO): mitochondrial glycyl-tRNA aminoacylation
Cellular component (GO): mitochondrion; cytoplasm
Molecular function (GO): ATP binding; glycine-tRNA ligase activity
Source: RefSeq, a predicted model, not a curated record